Messenger RNA from Polypterus senegalus (gray bichir), 812 nucleotides. Its product is annotated as immunoglobulin kappa light chain-like. The record is from RefSeq and is a predicted model, not a curated record. NCBI's taxonomy places the organism in Eukaryota, Metazoa, Chordata, Cladistia, Polypteriformes, Polypteridae. Gene Ontology annotation, biological process: response to bacterium. The annotation marks the transcript as partial. The transcript has 4 exons.
AUUUGCAAUCAUUUGAGACUACAGGAGCUGCUGAGAUGAUUGUGUGCUCCAUUCUUCUCUUGUUGUUCUGCAAAAACCAUGUCAGUCUAGCAGACGUCUUCAUGCAGCCUCACCAGUCAGUUAGAGCCCAGCUGGGAGGUUCAGUAAACUUGGCGUGCCACAUGAAGAUAUCUUCUCAGUACUCCUACAUUUGGAUUAAAUACACCCAAGGAGAAUUGCCUGAAACCAUUGUGUUCUGGUCAAAUCAUGAGGAUAGGACUCUUAAAGGAAAUGAUGGGAGCACACGAUACCAAGUGAUGACAAGCCUCAGCUCCUUCAAUCUCUCCAUUAAACAUCUCAACGCUUCAGAUUUGGGCACAUAUUACUGUGGAGUGGUGAAGCCUGAGUCCAUCUUGUUUGGUAGUGGAACUGAGAUCUGCCUAUCAGGUAAGGAAACAAUUAGAGGAAUUUUUCAGCCUCCUGUUUUGAAACCAGUCCAGUAUGGAGACGACGUGACUUUGAAGUGUAUAAUAAACAGAAGAGUGUUUGGAGAUGCACAUCAGGUAUUCUGGAUUCAUCGCACCAUCGGAGGUUCCUAUCAGACUAUAAGAAGCACUCAUGCAAAUAGGAGGAAAUGUGCUGAUAAAUCUCAGGAGUGUGUCUUCAGCCUUCAAAAGAAGAAUUUCAGCUUCCAAGAUGUCGGCACUUAUUACUGCGCUUUAGUGACAUGUGGUGAAGUCAUUCUAGGAAAUGGAACAGAAUUUACUGAUAAAAACAACGCAUUAAAACCUGACCCGAUUGUCCUCGCCCUGGGUAUAAGCAACGCGUUCUUC